AUGUCUAGUUCUCAACAACAAUUCAUAUCCGAUGAAUUGUCACAGUUACAGAAAGAAAUAGUUUCCAAAAACCCACAGGAUGUGUUACAGUUUUGCGCCAACUAUUUUAACACCAAGUUACAAGCUCAAAGAAGUGAGUUAUGGUCGCAACAAGCUAAAGCAGAAGCUGCUGGUAUCAAUUUAUUCCCAGUAGUUGAUCAUGUGAAUGUUAAUUCUAGUGGUGUGAGUAUUGUGAAUGAUAGACAACCAAGCUUUAAAUCACCAUUUGGUGUUAAUGAUCCACAUCUGAAUCAUGACGAAGAUCCACAUGCCAAAGAUACAAAACCAGACUCUUCUGCAAUUGCUGGGGGCAUUUUCAAGUCAAAUUUUGAUGUUAAAAAGAGUUCUUCUAAUCCUCCUGCCAAGGAAGUGGACCCAGAUGACCCAUCAAAACCAUCACCAUCAAACCAGCCAAUACAACAGUUGCCAUCGUCAUCAACAACAACAACCUCAUCAUCAAAGAUUCCGGUUGCUUUUAAUGCUAAUAGAAGAACAUCAGUGUCUGCUGAAGCCUUGAACCCAGCAAAGUUGAAAUUAGAUAGCUGGAAACCUCCAGUUAAUAAUUUAAGUAUUACCGAAGAAGAAACAUUAGCCAACAAUUUAAAGAACAAUUUUCUUUUCAAGCAAUUGGACGCAAACUCAAAGAAAACUGUGAUUGCUGCUUUACAGCAAAAGUCAUUCACUAAGGAUACAGUAAUCAUCAAGCAAGGUGAUGAAGGGGACUUUUUUUAUAUUAUUGAAACUGGUACAGUUGACUUUUAUGUUAAUGGUGCUAAAGUGAGCUCCAGCAGCGAAGGGUCAUCCUUUGGGGAAUUGGCAUUGAUGUAUAAUUCACCUAGAGCCGCUACAGCAGUUGCAGCCACUGAUGUUGUAUGCUGGGCCUUGGAUCGUUUGACAUUCCGUCGAAUCCUCUUGGAAGGUACUUUCAACAAGAGAUUGAUGUACGAGGAUUUCUUAAAAGAUAUCGAGGUUUUGAAAUCUCUUUCAGAUCAUGCCCGCUCAAAAUUGGCAGAUGCAUUGAGCACAGAAAUGUAUCACGAGGGUGAUAAAAUAGUCACUGAAGGUGAACAAGGAGAAAACUUUUACUUAAUAGAAAGUGGAAACUGUCAAGUUUACAAUGAAAAGUUGGGCAAUAUCAAACAAUUAACCAAAGGUGAUUAUUUUGGUGAACUUGCAUUAAUAAAAGAUUUACCACGACAAGCUACUGUGGAAGCAUUGGACAAUGUAAUUGUUGCCACAUUAGGUAAGUCCGGGUUCCAAAGAUUAUUGGGUCCUGUUGUGGAGGUAUUGAAAGAACAAGACCCUACAAAGAGUCAAGACCCAACUGCUGGUCAUUAA
Molecule: messenger RNA, 1377 nt
Organism: Candida dubliniensis CD36
Lineage: Eukaryota; Fungi; Ascomycota; Pichiomycetes; Serinales; Debaryomycetaceae
Gene: BCY1
Product: cAMP-dependent protein kinase regulatory subunit
Exons: 1
Coding region: 1-1377 (458 amino acids)
Biological process (GO): regulation of protein phosphorylation
Cellular component (GO): nucleus; cAMP-dependent protein kinase complex
Molecular function (GO): cAMP-dependent protein kinase regulator activity
Source: RefSeq, a predicted model, not a curated record